AUGGAAGCAUCAACCAGCACCCACGAAAACAUCUCCAACCCACCCAUCUCUCACCUCGCAACCCAAGAUGACGCCAUGAAGACCGCGACCACCUCAGAGAAACCCGUCAAGCGCAUCAUCCCCGAGAAAAUCGCAGAGGUCGGCGGGUGGAAGGCCGAACCCGAAGGCGAAGUCGCCGAUGAGGAAGACAAUGCAGAUAUGGCUACUGAUGGCGCAAAGAGCGGUUGA
Messenger RNA from Aureobasidium uvarum, 228 nucleotides. The record is from the annotation of a GenBank genome assembly. NCBI's taxonomy places the organism in Eukaryota, Fungi, Ascomycota, Dothideomycetes, Dothideales, Saccotheciaceae.